Aspergillus puulaauensis is the source of this 5784-nucleotide messenger RNA. It is a transcript of the gene TFC3, whose product is annotated as putative TFIIIC transcription initiation factor complex subunits Tfc3. Gene Ontology annotation, molecular function: DNA binding. NCBI's taxonomy places the organism in Eukaryota, Fungi, Ascomycota, Eurotiomycetes, Eurotiales, Aspergillaceae. The record is from RefSeq and is a predicted model, not a curated record. Bases 1 to 5784 code for a protein of 1927 amino acids. The transcript is spliced from 4 exons. Gene Ontology annotation, biological process: 5S class rRNA transcription by RNA polymerase III; transcription initiation at RNA polymerase III promoter. Gene Ontology annotation, cellular component: transcription factor TFIIIC complex.
AUGGCCCCUAGCCUCCGAGACCUGAUUGAUUUCCUCCUCGCAGAGAUUGCGCUCUGCGGCAGUCAAGGCGCAUCUCCUGCGGACAUCUUAUCGUUCAUUGAUGUUUUCUAUGCCAAAUCUGCCAAAAAUGAAUCGGAUCGCACACCCGUCAUUGAUCGGCGAUUCCAGGAAAAAGUAUGGCAAUGGUUAACCAGGAACCCUGAAGUUUCCGUGGGCAAAAACCGCGAGGGAAAUGGGUUGACCCUUGAAGAGGCCGAAAGGCGCCAGCUGGGGAUGAAGGAUGCAGAGGAGAAACCCAUCAAUAUGUUUGUUUCUGAGGAGCGGACAUGGCUCGCCAUCACUGGACAUGGGCCCGACGACACCAAAGUCCUUCCUAUGGAGUUUGCGCUUCUUUCUAUCAUUGCUUCUCACAAAUUUAGUGGUAUUGCUCAACCAGAGUUGAUAAAACUCAGCGGGCAAGACAAACGAUCAGUGCCCAAGCGUACCGAUGUUCUGCAACGAAAGGGGUACAUUGAAAAGAGAGCCAUUCAGAUGAAAGCGACCCGUACAAGUCUUUGCACGCUGCGUAAAUUUUUGUCCCCAGAAAAUGUCGCCGCUGGCGCCCCUGAAUCUGGAGCGGACGCUGCCUCCAAGAUGAUCGAUUUCAAUACGUUCACUAACAGGCUCUUCGAAAUCCUGCGCGAACAUAAAGUUAUCGCCCGAAAUGAUUUGAAGGAGCUGCUGGGCUUCGAUGAUCAUUGGCGGUGGAGAGUCCUUUCCCGUGCUCUACGAAAGUUUGAGCGUAUAGGUGUCGUCAGACGUGUUCGAGCUCUAUCACAGUAUGCCCACACUGUGAAGAAAUACCACCCAUGCGUAAUGCUCGUCCGCGAGCCGACAGAAAAAGAUAUCGAUGCAUUCCACGAUUUCAGCCUGCAUAUGUAUUCUGACAUGGAGCAAGGUGGAGAUGCGGGUUUCGAUGACGACGCAGAGGCCGAAGAUGCAACUGGGGAGCCGUCCACCGCGGGCAAUGUCCGGUCGAUGGAAAGGGAAGAAGAUGUGGAAGUUUCUGGACGAGUAAUUCCCCUUUGGUCUCCUGAUCGAAUCAUCCAUAAUCAGCUUUUCGAGGUGAUCGACCGAACCGGGACCAUGGGGUGCACCAAUUUUGAUGUCAUAAGAGCGUGUUUUGGAGUUCUCUGGCGACGACCAUUGGAAAACACCUUAACUCGUUUAGUGGAAUGCUGGCAACUGUCCCAACCUCCGUAUUUACGGCAUCUCGCUCUGGUACGUGAUACAGCCUUACAACGCACCAUCACUCAUUACGUCCAUUACUCUGCUACGAACUUCAGUAAAUUGGUUGAAGCUGGAGAGGCAUCCUGGGAGGCUGUUGAAUUCGUUCCAAGGAAUAAUAAAUCAGACACAAUUCCUGUUCCGCCUGUGGAUGCAAAGCCACAGCUCGAUGACUACGGUUUACCUUUGGAUGCUCCCAAGAGCGACUUGGUCAAAAAUGGCGACUGCUCUCUUGCGGAUGGUAUAUGGGUAGUCAAACCAAAGGAUUACAAAUGUUCCAGUAGCGAUCCCCAGGCCAUAAAGUUAGAGGGUGGCUCAUAUACGAUCCAGUACGGCGUCAAAGGACAGAACAUCCCGUCUCCAUCUGGGCGGCGAGCUACGCCGGCAGCCUCUCCGGUACGAUUGAAAUUUGAAGACGAGGCAUUGUCGAACAUAAGCCCAGAUGUCGUUCGGGCACCUGCGCCUAAACGCCUGAAGAAAUCAAAGUACGACUCCUUGGAUUUCGCGGGAAUGUCUGAAAAAGAGAAACUUGAAGCUAUGGGCAUGGAUGCGACAUGGACUGAAUAUAGUGUCCUCCUUAUCGAGCGCCCAGGUCCUGGAGUGUAUGUUACUCCACGCGGACGACGGCGACCAGCUGGCAAGGAGAGAGGACGUCCACCGGCUAGUCGAAUCGCGGUAUUCAAGUCGCCGAAAUUAUUGAAUCUAUCGUGGUUUCGUAAAGAGAAUGUCGGAUCAGAGAACGGCAGCCCUGCACCUCAGUCGUCUCAUCCACAGAAUGUCGACGAAAGCCUAUUGACUCCUGCGCCCAACUCAGCCGAGCCCGCUGGACCACAGGGACCGGGGGUUAAACGGGGCACAAAACGAUCAUCUCAGCGAAGAGGUUCUGGACCAGAGCCCGAUAAGACUUCAAAGUUACGCCGUAUCGGUGACGCUGAUACCGGUCUAGGGGCUCCUCAGGAAGAGCCAGGUGCAGACGAGGUAAUACUUGAUGGACAAGCCGCGGAGACAAGUUUGCAGGAGCCUCAAACUCCCUCACACACCAGAGGCAAGAGAAAAAGAACAUUGUCUCCUGAAAUUGCGAGUCAAGAAAGUGCUCGUGCGCGGGAAAAGGGCGGUAGGGCGACAAAACCGUCCUUUGAAGGUGUGGCACAGCAAGGUAGCCCAGAUACGGAGACCGGUCCAAAAAGGUCUCACCGAAAAUCAACUGGUCGAGGAACAAGCAAGGGAGCAGAACCGUCGGUUAUACCAAUGGCUGGCACAAAUCUACCAGAGACGCCUAGGGCUUAUAACGCCGACCAACAUCCACCGGAGUCGACGAGACAAGACGAGAUCAUGCCUGAUGCUUCCCAACGCCCGGCUCAAGUGGUAGUAGAUAAUGAUUCUGCCGUUAAAGCUCCACUGGAGGAACCUAGAGCACCGUCACAGAGAACCGCAAAUAAUGGUUCGAGUGCAUCUAAUACUGGUGCCGCAAGUAUACCGCCAUCAACACCUGGUGUUUAUGGAACUGAAACACCCGGGUCCCACAUAUCCCAUACUCCAGAAACCCCAGCUUCACAUGUGAUACGACCAAAGCUUCUGGAUAAAGGAGGCUCCGUUGCCUUUCUACGGAGAAAGAUCGUUAUGGAUCUCGUAGAAAAGGCCGGGGGUGCCUUUCCCAUGGGUUCCGAGCUUUGGUACCCUUUUGUCACUGUGUGGAUGAAGACCAAGUAUAAGGAGAAGCCGGAUAUGAGGACGCUCAGAACCGCAGUCAAACAUCUGGUAGACACGGGAAAACUCCGACAACAAACCUUCUGCGGGAAGGACAGCAAGGGUGUGAUGGUCACGAAGACACUCAUUUGCAAGUCGGAGCUAGGGCCAGAUGAUCCCAUUGUUAAGGAUAUGCAGCGAACGUUUUUGGCAUCGACAGCUCGACACUUUUGCCCUCCUAAUAUUGAAGUCGAUCCGAGCCUCUCGAAGCAAAGGGGAACCCCCAAGGCCCCCAAGCAGUAUACUGUUCCCGUUGAACCUACCGUUACCGUGAAAUUGCAUCAGAAACCAGCGGCAGUCGCUGCGUUGGAGAAGAGAAGAGGCGAAAAUAUCCAGAAGAGGCUUCUUCGACGCCUCGAAAUCGAGCAGAUGCGUGAGAGCAUGCAAGAAGUACGACCGUCAGGCGCCGUCAGAUUGUUCUCAAUUCCACGACCUGAUGGACUUACGCCUUCAAUGCAUUCCAUUCCCGGAAGUCAAGCUAGCCUUGGGGGUUUCGAUAUGGGCGGUGCAUCAAUGCGUCGCCCUUCCACUGGUGGGGUUGGCCCUCGCCGAUUGAAGCGCUUCCAUUUUCCUAUCUCUUUGAUGGGGCCGUAUGCAAUGUUGAUGAGCCCAGGCCAAACAUUCAACCCUGCAAACGGUACUUUCUCCACCAAUGCAGGCCUCGCCACUAUCACUAGGGGUAGACCUAGGGUCCGUCCAUCCCCGGUGAUGUGGAUGCUAAUGUGCCCAAGCCAAUCCUUUAACCCAGGAAACGGAACCUUUUCUACCAACGCAGGGCUCUCUGCCCCUAGACCCACUUACCCCCGUACGGCACACAGACCGGAUCCUCAUUUGCCGCAUUCACUUGAUGAUCUAUUUGACCAAGCUGGUAGACGCAAUGUGGGAAUGGCCGGGGAGUCAGACCCGCGCUCGAGGAAGUUCAUCCGAGACACCAAUGCGAUCCUGCGAUGGGAGCUGCAAAACGAAAGGCUUCUUCAGCAGCAGAGAAGCGAGGAUCUGCACUAUAUCAACCAGACGAUCCAUGAUUCCGAUACCUUUAAAAGUGCUCCAAUCGAGGGUGGUAUUCAGUUCAUUCCCGGGGUCGCACCCUAUCCGAGCUCUCGCAGGCGGAGACGACCGCGGCAUGAGCGCCGUUCUGGUGAUUUUGUCUAUGAAGACCAUCCUCCGUUCCCGCCGCGACCUGCAAGUCCGACGUUGAUGAAUGAGCUGUCCAUGGAUUAUUAUAAUUAUCCUAUCGCCCCUGCUGCGCCCCAGCAACGCCGUCUAGAGAAAUUGAAUGACAUGAUGGCUACUGGGGCUGAAUCUUCUGCGUUACAGAAUCGACCACUGGCCCGUCGCACUCGUGCUACUGGGUCUGUGUCUCAUUCAAUGUAUCAGAACCUCAUGAUGGCGAUUGUGGUUGUGCGUGCACUAGCUGGAGGUGCCGACGGUAGGAUGGUCGACUGGAUUUUGGUGGGAUGCUGCUUCCCAGAGGAAGACCCGAAGGUUGUCCAGGAUAGGGGAAAAGCGUUACUGGCUAAAAAUCGCCUUCAAAUAGCGAAAAUGCAGGGCGACUUUCAAGAGCGAUUCAUCGAAGCAUACGCGAAUGAAGAAGUCCCUGCUAUCAACUACGAUGAUCUGGAAGUGUAUGACUGGAAUGCUGUUAUUGAGUGGGCUAACGCCAACUUGGACGUCCCUAAGUCACAUACCACCCCCGAUUUGCCUGCCACGCGAGGCCAGUUCAAUGAUAUCUUCGAGCUCCGCGAAGAACCGCUGAUGUCCAUGGAUGAGUAUUACCAGACCCACAGCGUGACGCUUAACCGCAAAAAAUUGCUACUAUCCAACGUCGCGUUCGCAGCGCCCCUACCCUCAAACCCAAGCAAGCAGCGUUCUAAUCGACACAUGGAACUUUCCCAAUUCGAGACCGUCAAAACAUUUGUCCGGGCAAACAUCCUCACCCCGGCAGAAGUAUACCGCGCUGCCGACGCAAAGGCUGCCCUUGAGUAUCUCGACCACAAUAUUCUAAGCAACGCACUCCAAGCCCUAGUAACAGAGCGCGUCAUUUCACAAAGCAACAAAGGCCGCAUCCUCCCCGGACGCAACUACGACAUCACCGACCACUUCAUCUACACUCUAAGCAAACGGCGUGCGAUCGAAUCUACCGAGCUUCGACGCGCAUCCAAAUUCAAAACCGACACCCUCGACCCCGCAUUCACCAGCCAAGGCUUCUACAGCGUCCCGUUCAAUGCCGAAGACGGCGAAAUCCUAGCCAUGAUCAACCUCUUCGCCUCAGGCCGGGUCACAAUGGCUCCACGCCACCCCCCAAGAGACAAAUUCGGUCUGACGGAGGGCGGAUACCUCACGCGGAUGAUGAACAAAGACAAACUCCGCUUCCCUGUUGAUCUGUACCCCGUGGAAGGGAAAUACAUUGCCGGAAACCCUAUCUCCGAGAGGACAUCAGCAAUCCCACCCCCUUGUCCACCGCGCUUCCCGCUCAAUGAGACAUUGUCCCUCCCUGAGAAAUUCCCGCUAUGGUUCGAUAUUCAUGGUGGGUUUAUCUCUGUUCUCUGGGACCUUGCGGUCUCGGCUACAUUGAGUAAUGUUGCUGUGAGGCCGGGGAUUACGGCUGAGAGGAUCGCGGGAAUGAUCAAACCGACUAUGGGCGCCUGGGAGGUCCGCAUGGUGUUGGAUUGGCUAGUUCAAGUUGGGGUGAUGAAGAAGAGAAGGGGUGAUGAUGGUGAUGAAGAGCCUUCUUGGUCUGUUAUGGAUUGGUGGUGGAUGGCUUUGUCUUGA